CACAUCUGAUAGCUGAAGAGCUUCAUUCAGAUGACAGGAGGAUAGAGGACAGAUGUUGUUCAGGCGAUGCAGAGACUUUUAAUAACAUCCAGUGUGAAUGAUCUUUGAUAGUGAAGUGAAAACGCACGUGCGUGUUGCUGCUGCAUGAAGAGAAGACGCUUGAGGAAAUCCACGCGCGUGAACUUCUCGUGGACUUAUAACGUAAUAUACGCUGCAAAGAUUGCUUGGUAUAUAUUUGCGUUAUAAAGCAGUGGAUUUAUUAAUAUUAUUAUUCACUACGGAGGGAUUAUUUAUCUAACUGUAUGUUUGGUGGCGAGGACGAUAUGAAGGUGACAUCUAGAGAUGAGAGUUUGAACACUUCAGGAGAUUUGGAUGGAUCUAAUGAUCUGCUGACGGGUAACCUCGCCUCGGGUCAGAAGAAAAGAAACAUUAAACAGUGUUUUCUCAAACUUUUGCCCUGCUUUCAUACUGAGUCAAAACCAUCUAUCAAGAAAGGCAACAUAGAGGAUGAUUUUGAAAUCGCUACUGUGUGCUACAGGCCUGAUGGUUUGGAGAAACUUCUAGAACAGACUAAAUUCAGCAAAGCAGAGCUACAAAUUCUCUACAGGGGAUUUAAAAAUGAAUGUCCAAGUGGUGUAUUAAACGAAGAGUCAUUUAAAUUAAUCUACUCUCACUUUUUCCCUCAAGGAGAUUCUGGCAUGUACGCUCAUUUCUUGUUUGAUGCUUUUGAUAGACACAAGAAUGGAUCUUUACGUUUUGAGGACUUUGUAACUGGCCUGUCAAUCAUUUUGCGGGGUACAGUUAUUGACAGGCUUUGCUGGGCCUUUAGUCUGUAUGAUCUCAAUAAAGACGGCUGCAUCACUAAAGAGGAGAUGAACGACAUCAUGAAGUCCAUAUACAAUAUGAUGGGAAAGUCCACAUAUCCAUGUAUGAAGGACAGCGCACCCAAAGAACACGUUGAGAGUUUCUUCCGGAAAAUGGAUCGAAAUAAUGACGGUGUUGUCACUAUGGAGGAAUUCCUUGAGUCAUGUCAGAAGGAUGAGGCCAUCAUGGAGUCCAUGCAUCUGUUUGAUCAUGUCAUUUAGAUUCAUGUAGACCUCUGGUGAAUGUUGUUGCAUGACAACAUCUGUCUUUACAUCUGACAUGUAAACAGUUGAUGUACAUAUGUGAGCAUAACACUUUAUUUGGGAAAGAAAGUGUAUGUAUUGUAAAGAUUAUGAGCUAAUGUUUAUGAACAUUAAAAUUACUGUUUUAUCACUGGAUCUAUAACUGUUUUGUAUAUAUCAUAAAAUGCUUUUAAAAAUUAUUAUCCCAAGAUCCAGUGAAUUCAUUUGACAGUUUUCUUUUAUUAAUAUGACCCUACAAGGUGAAUGCAUACAUUUAAGUUAUUGUAAUUUGGGAGACAGGACAUUUGUAACACACAUUUAAAAACAG
This is a messenger RNA of Paramisgurnus dabryanus, 1434 nucleotides long. RefSeq names its product Kv channel interacting protein 2 (gene kcnip2). Gene Ontology annotation, biological process: regulation of potassium ion transmembrane transport. Gene Ontology annotation, molecular function: potassium channel regulator activity; calcium ion binding. Gene Ontology annotation, cellular component: voltage-gated potassium channel complex. NCBI's taxonomy places the organism in Eukaryota, Metazoa, Chordata, Actinopteri, Cypriniformes, Cobitidae. The record is from RefSeq and is a predicted model, not a curated record.